Messenger RNA from Erythranthe guttata (spotted monkey flower), 1063 nucleotides. The record is from RefSeq and is a predicted model, not a curated record. Lineage: Eukaryota; Viridiplantae; Streptophyta; Magnoliopsida; Lamiales; Phrymaceae.
AUGACGGCCGCAAGAAAUCCCGGGAUAGUACCUAGGAACACGAGGCCGCCAGAAGCGGAGAGCGUAUCGAGUUCUCUUACAUCAAUGGAGUGGGUCAAUAGUGCAACCCCCGAUUUGAAGUUACCUAGGACUAAGGAUGUCUUUGUCAACGGCUACACCAUACGAGUGAAGUACUGCGACACUUGUCUUUUGUACCGCCCACCGCGCGCUUCUCAUUGCUCCAUAUGCAAUAAUUGCGUCCAGAGAUUCGAUCACCACUGCCCCUGGGUGGGACAGUGUAUUGGAGUCGUAAGUUUGCUUAUCCUCGACGAGUAUUCGUAUAAUUUAUCUUCUUUGGUGUUGAUUUUGGUGCAGAGAAAUUACCGGACUUUCAUCUUAUUUGUGUCGACGUCAACGCUCUUGUGCUUGUACGUUUUCACGUUUUCUUUGUUGGACCUCCUUAAAGAACCGGGCCCUGUAUUGAGAACUAUGUCCGAGGAUGUCAUAUCGGUUAUCCUAGUAUUUUACUGCUUCAUUUCGGUUUGGUUCGUCGGCGGGCUUAGCGUCUUCCAUUUAUAUCUUAUGUGCACUAAUCAGACGACGUACGAGAACUUCCGAUACCGUUACGACAAGAAGGAAAAUCCGUACAAUCGAGGGAUGGUAAAGAACCUCAAGGAAAUAUUUUUCUCCAAGACGGUGCCUUCCUUGGUCAACUUCCGCGAGUGGGUGACGGAAGAAGACGAUUUGUUUGCGGAGUCGAUAACUAGAAAAUUCGGGGGUGAAAUCAUCAAACCGAACGGGAAGAUAAUCGACCUAGAGCUCGGUUUACAUGGCAAGGAUGGAAAGGCGGUUCCGAAUAUUCUGCAGAAUUUGGAUUAUAGUGGGAUUGAUGAAAGCUUGAAGAAAGAUAAAGGUGGCAAAAUUAGUAGUGAUCCUUAUUUCUUUCAUUCCGACGACAAAGAAGGCAAGUAUGGUGUCGAAGAUAGUGUCGUAGAUGAUGAUGACUGUGGGACCGACGUCGGUUCUCAGCGAACAUCGUCUGCAGUUCUUCGGAGAUAAUUAAGGUAAUUAAUUAAUUAAUUAA